Molecule: messenger RNA, 1933 nt
Organism: Anguilla rostrata (American eel)
Lineage: Eukaryota; Metazoa; Chordata; Actinopteri; Anguilliformes; Anguillidae
Product: interleukin-22-like
Exons: 6
Coding region: 758-1249 (163 amino acids)
Cellular component (GO): extracellular region
Source: RefSeq, a predicted model, not a curated record
GCAGCCUGCAGCCGUAAGUCAGGCAACUCAGGGAAGUACGCGUUUCCAAAGACCCGCUGUUGACACUCGCUAAUCGCCAAGUUAAUUACCAGGGAAUUCCCUGGAUGGACGGGCCGGAUAUCGGCCUCGUUAAAACGGGCUUCUUAGCCGCUCCUAGGCAACCCAGGAAGCAGUAUCUUCAUGCAGCGCACACAGUAGCACAGCUAAACUAGUUAUUAAUUACGUAUAAAGCACCACACUGCACAAUAUCAUCAUAUCCUUGGAACACACAGCUUACGCGGUUGCAUCACCGCACAUAUGCCAGGUGCCAUUGUUCUGAGGUGUCUAAAGAGCCUUGCAUUGAGCGGAAUGACGUCACUUCAAAUCUUCAUUGACACAGCAAAGUCAAUAUAGGCCACCAAUCUGCUGCGAAGAGUGAUUGGAAAUGGUUUAAACUUUCACCUCCAGAAAAGUUUCUGACCACCUUCCCUCUGCAACUGAUGCUAAGCAUUUUUUUUUUUUUUUUACAUUAUAACAAUGCUUGGAGAUGUUGCGACAUCACGUGGAAAGGGGAGGGCAAACCAGGUAUAAUUACAGAGGCGGGCGACUUCAAAGAAAGACGAGACCACAAGUGACGUUGCCUUACAAAUCUAGGCCACCUGUGGAGAAUAUAAAUACAAUCACAGAUGGCUGAACACAAUCAAGGAGCACACGAGCCUACCAGGUGUUUGACCAAUCGCAGACUCAGCCUUAGAGGAAAGACGCUCGCAGUUCAGACAUGAAGUGGACAGUCCUGGUUGCCGUGACGGUUCUGUGCUGCCUGUGGCGGGAUGCCGGCGCCGGGGUCAUCAAGCAGCACCCCAAAAGCGCCCCGCUGAGGAACCCCCACACGCACCAGCGCGUCCGCGAGCUCGCCCAACACGCCCAGAACCUGGACAAUGACACAGACACCCGCCUGAUGCCACCUGCCAAUCACUCAGACAGUCAAACAAACCUGUACAUCUGCUGCCUGCACGCCAACAUCCUGGAUUUCUACCUGCUGAACAUCCUGACCACCCAGGAGGUGUACCCCCACCUGGCGUCAGUGCGGGCCGAGCUGCACAGGGUCAGCAGGGACCUGGAGAGGAGAGGCUGCUCUAUCAAUCACGUGAAGGACCACGAGCACAGCAAGCGCUUCAAAGAAGAGUUCUUCAAGUUGGGGAAGAAGGGAGAGACCAAAGCGAUUGGAGAGAUCGAUAUUCUCUUCGAUUACCUCUCAAGAUAUUGCUAAUGGUAGUUUUUUUUUAAACACAGUGAUGACAGGGCUUUGUAAAGCCGUACAUUUUUAUUUGUUAAAUGACGAAAGUUUUAUAAUACAACAAAUGUUUUAUGAUUAACAUGCAAAGCAAAAACAAGUCAAAGUACAUUAUAUUUAUCUGUCAAUUUUAUAUGUUCAUUUGUUAUUUAUUACUUAUUUAUUCUUGAUGCUCAUAUUUAUUUGAAUGUGUAUUUAUUUUUUUGUAUUCUCAUUCAAUUAUGUGUUCAGUCAGAAUUAAGGAAACAUGUAUUACAGAUAAUUUAAAUGGUGUUGAAAUGGGAGGGAACAAGUUUGCAUUGUAAAUGAUAGCAAUGCCUUUCAUGGAAGUUUCUGGAAUGUGUAACCACAAUUGUGGUACUUAUUUGGUUGUUGUUUUGUUUUGAAGCAACACUUUAAAACAGUAUGUCUUCAUGAAACUGUAAAUGCAUUGUAAAAGCAUUGUUUCUGACAAACGGGAGUUACAGAUGUCAAUAGUAUUGUUAUACACAGCCAGCUGAGAGAUAUUCUAGUUUAACAGGUAUUGAUGUUAUGACAGAUGACAAUUACAGAACUAUAAAUGCAAGUCUAAAAGGACAAAUGUGUGUAAUCCGCAUCUUCAAAUUCCUCAGCAGUUUGUUCAGGUUCAUUUUUUAAAAUUUUUUAAUAAAGUAUUCUUGA